Molecule: messenger RNA, 1893 nt
Organism: Ceutorhynchus assimilis (cabbage seed weevil)
Lineage: Eukaryota; Metazoa; Arthropoda; Insecta; Coleoptera; Curculionidae
Source: the annotation of a GenBank genome assembly
AUGGGCAAAACUCCAGCAAUUGGUAUCGACUUGGGAACCACAUAUUCCUGUGUAGGAGUGUGGCAACAUGGAAAAGUGGAAAUCAUCGCCAAUGAUCAAGGAAACAGGACUACCCCAAGUUAUGUCGCCUUCACCGAUACGGAAAGGUUGAUUGGAGAUGCUGCCAAGAGCCAAGUGGCAAUGAAUCCAAAAAACACCGUCUUCGACGCCAAACGUCUGAUCGGUCGUAAAUUCGACGACGAAAAAAUCCAACAGGACAUGAAACAUUGGUCCUUUACCGUGGUCAAUGACGGAGGCAAGCCCAAAAUUCAAGUCGAAUACAAAGGCGAAGUGAAAAAAUUCGCCCCCGAAGAAGUCAGCUCGAUGGUUUUGACCAAGAUGAAGGAGAUAGCUGAAACUUUUUUGGGAGGCCGAGUAACUGAUGCUGUCAUCACGGUACCCGCUUACUUCAAUGACUCCCAAAGGCAAGCCACUAAAGACGCCGGGGUUAUUGCUGGAGUAAAUGUUUUAAGAAUUAUUAAUGAACCUACUGCAGCUGCUUUGGCUUAUGGAUUGGACAAAAAUUUGAAAGGGGAAAAGAAUGUUCUAAUUUUCGAUUUGGGCGGUGGAACUUUUGAUGUUUCUAUUUUGUCAAUUGAUGAAGGUUCUUUGUUCCAAGUAAGAUCAACUGCUGGCGAUACUCAUCUUGGUGGAGAGGAUUUCGACAACCGUCUGGUAAACCACUUUGUUGAAGAAUUUAAAAGGAAAUUCAAAAAAGAUCUGAGCACCAAUACAAGAGCGUUGAGAAGAUUGAGAACUGCUUGCGAAAGGGCAAAGAGAACACUAUCCUCAUCUACAGAAGCCAGUUUGGAAAUUGAUGCUCUUCACGAUGGUGUAGAUUUCUACUCGAAAAUCACCAGAGCUCGAUUUGAAGAACUUUGUAUGGAUUUAUUCAGAUCCACCUUAUUGCCUGUUGAAAAAUCUUUAAAUGAUGCCAAGCUUGAUAAAGCAGCAAUUCAUGAUGUUGUUUUAGUUGGUGGUUCCAUAAGAAUUCCGAAAAUACAAAAAAUGCUUCAAGAUUUCUUCUGUGGUAAAACUUUGAAUCUUAGCAUCAAUCCAGAUGAAGCUGUAGCUUAUGGGGCAGCUGUUCAAGCUGCCAUUCUGAGUGGUGAUACUUCAUCUAAAAUUCAGGAUGUUCUUUUGGUAGACGUGGCUCCUCUUUCUUUGGGUAUCGAAACUGCCGGAGGUGUUAUGACCAAACUUGUGGAAAGAAACUCUAGAAUUCCUUGCAAGCAACAGCAAACCUUUACUACUUAUUCUGAUAAUCAAAAUGCAGUUACGAUUCAGGUGUUUGAAGGUGAAAGGGCUAUGACGAAAGAUAAUAACCUUUUGGGAACUUUCAAUUUAACUAGUAUACCUCCCGCUCCGCGAGGUGUGCCUAAAAUUGAAGUUACUUUCGAUCUUGAUGCAAACGGCAUUUUGAAUGUAUCUGCUAGAGAUACCAGCACAAAUAGAUCCGAAAAAAUUACCAUUACAAACGAUAAAGGGCGUCUUUCUAAAGCCGAAAUCGAUAAAAUGUUGGCUGAUGCUGAAAAAUACGCGUCCGAGGAUGAAAAGCAAAAAUUAAGAAUUACAGCUAGAAAUCAAUUGGAAGGAUACAUUUUCAGUGCUAAACAAGCUGUAGAAAAUGUUCCAUCUGACAAACUACCCGAAGCUGACAAAAAGCUGGUUGAAGAUAAAUGUUCGGCUGCUCUUCAAUGGUUGGACAACAAUCAGCUGGCCGAAAAAGACGAAUAUGAGGAUAAACUGAAAGAAUUGCAAAAGGAGUGUCAGCCUGUUAUGAUGAAGUUACAUCAAGGCGGUGGCGCUGCUCAGGGCGGGCAAGGAGGUCCUAAAGUUGAGGAAGUUGAUUAA